Molecule: messenger RNA, 1711 nt
Organism: Colias croceus (clouded yellow)
Lineage: Eukaryota; Metazoa; Arthropoda; Insecta; Lepidoptera; Pieridae
Exons: 8
Coding region: 403-1629 (408 amino acids)
Biological process (GO): sensory perception of smell; detection of chemical stimulus involved in sensory perception of smell
Cellular component (GO): plasma membrane
Molecular function (GO): olfactory receptor activity; odorant binding
Source: RefSeq, a predicted model, not a curated record
AGCCCCAAGAUAGGUAUAAACAAAACUAAAAUUUAUGAAAAGAUAUCUGAAAUUCUGAAAAAUAGGAAACAACAAUUACAAAAUUACAUUACAUUACAUUAUUGGACAUUGGCGGAGACAUUAUUGGGUGGUGCGUAGAGUAAUUAAUAAAUAGAGGAAGAAGAAUAUAACAAAAAACAACAUUUUAAUUGCGUUCUGCGACAACUAUAUACAAACACAACUAUAAUAUUGAACAAAUUUGAAGCUGGAAUGAUUCAAAUUCUAAAAAUCAAAUAUAUUUUGAUAAUAUGAAGGAAAAUGUACAUAAUUUAUUAACAAAACAAUAACCGUCUGGCGAAAACGGUCAUAACCAGCAGGCCAAACUCGAGGGACUGUAAUCCCCUAAAGCUCAAAUAUGUAAGAAUGGUGCGUCUCUUCUCCUAUCCUUUCGGAAUAUGGCCUGGUAAUAUGUUGGAUGAGAAAAUGCCCAAUUUUGUUAAAUACUUCCUAAAGCACGGUCCAAUACAGGCCGUUAUUGUGUUCUGUGGUGAAAUUAACUAUUUGGUCCGUCGACAUAAGGAGGUAGACUUUUUUACGAUUGGAGACGUCUGUAUCACUUCUUGUUUGACUGUAUUAACUUUUGCUCGUGUGAUUUUACCGAACUUUAAAAGUUAUGGAAUUAUUUGGCAAAAAUUUUUCAAAACAUUCCAUUUGAGGAAUUUUAAAAAUAAUGGUUAUAAUUACAAAAAUAUCUGCCUCAAAAUGGACACCGUGUCCCACUAUUUCACGGUGCUCAUGAUCAUUUGCACUAUGAUAGGAAUGGUGCUCUUCAACCUAUCCCCCAUUUGCAACAACGUGGUGAACGGCGCAUACACAAAGCGACGGGACGAGAACACCACCCUACGGUUUUCUGUCCUCUACGAGUAUCCAGGCUUCAAACCAGAAGAUCACUUCAUAAUUACCACCAUUCUAAACUUCUACUUCUCCUAUGCUUGUACUAUAUGCAUCUGUGCGAUCGAUUUAAUGCUCGUUCUAAUGGUUUUUCAAAUCAUCGGCCAUAUUGAAGUAUUGCGCAGGAACCUCGAUGACUUCCCGCUCCCUAGAGAUGUGAUUAUAUUUGACAUUGAAAGUAAUAACCGACGGUUGGAGAUAUCCUUCGAAAGUUUUAAUGCGCGCGAGAACGAUUUAAUACACAAUCACCUCAAAGAUAGUGUCAAUCAUCAUAGAUUUAUUGUGAAUUUUGUCUCUGAGAUGUCAUCUGUAUUUGGUCCAAUGAUGGGUAUUAAUUAUCUGUACCAGUUGGUAGGAUGCUGUUUGUUACUCCUGGAAUGUUCGCAAUUGGACACGCAGGCGCUGGCUCGAUUCGGACCAUUGACCCUGAUUUCGGUGGCACAACUCGUAGAAAUAUCCGUUAUUUUCGAAGUUGUUGGAUCCAUGAGUGAAAAACUAAUAGACAACGUGUACAGUUUACCGUGGCAGUACAUGAACAUGAAGAACCAACGAACAAUGUUCAUUUUCUUCAGCAACGUUCAAAGGACCAUGCACGUCACCUGUAUGGGGGUAACCCCCAUCGGGGUGCAGAGUAUGGCUGCUAUAUUGAAAACCAGCUUUUCAUAUUUUACAUUUCUCCGAUCAAUGGAUACACAAUAAAAAGAAUAAUUAAUAGAAGAAUUAUGCACCGCUAUUACAUUAUUACACUCUUUUCGCUUUUAGACAAACAAUAAACGUAGUU